AUGUCAAACAUUCUCUCUUAUAAUGCCUCUUCGGAUUAUUGUAAUGAAAUGAUAAAGUCAGUAUCGAGGCCUGAUGGAGCUAAUGCAGUGAUACCAAUGUAUGUCACUGACUUUAUGUAUUCAUCUCUAAUGAAAUACUGUUCCAUAGUGUUUCAAUCUGAAAUGGAAGCCACCUAUAACCGACCUGUGGUGUGGGUUGGGGUAUUCAUCCUGAUAGCAUCAUUGCAAUGCUGUCUGACUAUAUUACUUGAUUUGUGGAGUGGUUUCUACAACAAGCGAUAUUGGUUACCAUGUAGAUAUUUCUAUCUGGGUGUUGUUUCUCUAACAUUUGCAACAGCCGCAGUGAAAUUAUCUACGGAUAUGACAAGCCCGAUGAAUGGAAAGGUGGACAUAACAGCCAAGUUUGGAAGCUUGGCUUUUAUGUGCACAAUGAUCACAAACAUCAUGCCUUCUUUGGCGUCCAAGGACACCAAAGAACUUCUAUCAAUCGCCAUAACUUUCGCUAUUCUCAUAAUCACUGUCAUCGGGAACACUUGGGUGCAGUGUAUUAGUCGUGUCAUUUCUAAGUUUGGAUACUUGUACGUUGGUUUUUUCUUGUUCCAACUAAUACUUUUACUCGCUUUUGCUAUAACAGUUUCAUCGUCUAACAAAAUUUUAGAUGCCAAGUAUCAGACGCUUAGCAAAACGGUUUGGAAGGAUCAAGCACCGCAUGACACAAUAUACUCUUUUAAGAGUCUAAGUAGCCAUGUGGAACGAUACUUGAUCAUGGCAGAAACGCGUAACCCUGAGUUUGCGCUUUCUAGCAAUCCGAUUUGCUUUUUUUCUCUCUUGAUUUCUUUAGUCAGUUUGGGAUUUUACAUAUUUAUAGCGGUGACACAACUUGCUUCACCUGAUGAUUUGGUACAGGAUUCAGCAUACAGGGGCUGGGAGCUUAUGGUAGAUGUGUUCAGAGUGGAAAGAUAUUGGACUCAUACCCUAUUAGAGUGGAAGGAAAAUCCAAUAACCUUUCGGUUAAGGAGUCGGAGAUUAAGAAGGUUUAUCCGGAAACUGAAAAGCACCGGUCUUAGACUUUUGAUUGGAUUCCAUAAGGGGGUCGUUGUAACAUCGAAGAUGAUGCAAAUCUUCCCCAUUAUGGUGCCAAGUGUUUUCGUGUACCAUUUCAAGAAGAUGGUACCAUUUACUCCAUCCUCAACCAACAUCGAUACAGAUCAUGAAGACAUGAGCAUAUACGACCUGUAUCUUGAUGAAAAUAUAGAGCUUGAAGAAACAUCUAUGAAACGGAUUUCAGACUCUCUUGUAACAAGCUUAACAUGCAUCGCCAUUGCUCUUCCGAGUAUGGAUAGGGACAUAAUCGACAACUUAUUUGAAAGUGUUGGUAAGGGUCACUUUUACACAAAUCUUGUGGAUGAGAGCUUGUGUAAUGCAUCAUCUGAGCUUGUGAAAGCUCAAUUGGCGGCAAGGAAGCUGUGGGAUGAAUUGGACGACAACUACAUGUGGGUGGAGAAAAGUGCAUUUCAAGGGAAAACAACCAUGGAGAGAUCCUUGGGUGGUUUUCUAACAAAGCAAAACAAAUUUUGGAUGGAGAACUGGUGCAUAACGUAUCUUGGGAGUUCAUUGUUAUGA
This is a messenger RNA of Lactuca virosa, 1623 nucleotides long. NCBI's taxonomy places the organism in Eukaryota, Viridiplantae, Streptophyta, Magnoliopsida, Asterales, Asteraceae. The record is from the annotation of a GenBank genome assembly.